CUUUUCGACAUCUGUUUGCUGCUUGAUUGUAUGAUCUAGCGUUUUUUUCUUCUCCUUUGUCACUUGUCGUAUCUUCGCUUCUUGUCGUUUUCGAGUCGAGUUUCCUCAUCGUUUGUCUCGCUGUCCCCUCUCCUCCAUCCCCGCGUCGCUUUUUUCCGCCUUCAACCACCACCAUUUCAGUCUCAGCGUAACACCCUGCAUCGUCCCGUCACAGGCGAUUGCCAUAUCAUCUAUCGCCUAGCCAAACGCUGCUAUCAACACCUCGCUCGUCUGUUUCUUUCGUCAACUAUCGUGAGCUUUUGUACGUCGCAACACCUGAGUUUUCCCCCACAACAAUGGCGGAUAACGUGUCUGCUUCGACUUCGUCAACCCAUGCGCCGCCGCAACCUUCAACUGCUGCCUCGAACCAACAGUACGAUGCAUCCCAGGGAAAUGGUCAAACCAAUCCCUCCCACAUGCCACCGCCGCCCCGACCUCCCGUGAUUAUCCCUCAGAACACCAACCCUAUCCCGACCGCUAUCACCACACCGAUGUCUGGGAAUAUGGUGUCCCCAACUAGCGCUGGCGGAUAUGUGCGUCGUGCAGCCCCUGAACCAAACAAGAGGGCUCUCUACGUUGGUGGCCUCGACCCGCGGGUCACGGAGGAUAUAUUGAAACAAAUCUUUGAAACUACUGGACAUGUCAUCAGUGUCAAGAUCAUUCCGGAUAAGAACUUCAACAGCAAAGGGGCCAACUACGGUUUCGUUGAGUUCGACGAUCCUGGUGCUGCCGAGAGAGCCAUGCAGACGCUCAAUGGGCGUCGGAUCCAUCAGUCGGAAAUUCGUGUGAACUGGGCGUAUCAAUCAAACACCGCCAACAAAGAGGACACUUCGAAUCACUUCCACAUUUUCGUCGGCGAUUUGAGCAACGAGGUCAAUGACGAGGUCUUGCUGCAGGCGUUCUCUGCCUUUGGCUCAGUGUCUGAGGCUCGUGUGAUGUGGGACAUGAAGACUGGCCGCUCUCGUGGCUAUGGCUUUGUCGCUUUCCGUGAACGCGCAGACGCUGAAAAGGCGUUAACCUCGAUGGAUGGAGAAUGGCUCGGCUCUCGCGCUAUCCGCUGCAACUGGGCCAACCAGAAAGGACAACCAUCCAUUUCCCAGCAACAGGCAAUGGCGGCUAUGGGCAUGACACCGACUACGCCAUUUGGCCAUCACCACUUCCCUACUCACGGCAUUCAGAGCUACGACAUGGUUGUCCAGCAAACCCCAGCAUGGCAGACCACAUGUUAUGUUGGGAACCUCACCCCUUACACCACGCAAAAUGAUAUCGUUCCCCUCUUCCAAAACUUUGGCUACGUGAUUGAAACCCGUAUGCAAGCCGAUAGAGGGUUUGCGUUCAUCAAGAUGGAUACCCAUGAGAAUGCAGCCUCGGCCAUCUGCCAGCUGAACGGCUAUAAUGUCAAUGGUCGGCCCCUGAAGUGCAGCUGGGGUAAAGAUCGCCCGCCCACCGGUCAGUUCGAUAACUUUCCUGGUCAACAGGCCAACUCGCCCUUCGCCUCCAGCCCAGGUCCGUACUUCCCUCAAUAUGGUGGCCCUGGGGGUCCCAUGACUCCUCAAGGCCCAGCACAAGCUGGAAGGGGUUGGGAGCAGCCGCAGAUGGCCCAGCAGGGCUUCGGUCAGGUUCCAGGCAACACCGGUUAUGGCCGUGGACAAGCCACACCCAACUCUGGCUGGAACCAGGGAAACAACGCCAAUUUUGGAAAUGGCUUCGCCGGCGGCUACCAAGCGUAGGUCGUCGUUGGCUCACCGACAAUGGUCUGAAUUGUUCCCUGCCAUACUGUUUGAAGUGGCAGCGUCUUUCUCCCCUUUCUCUUACCCACUCUAUUUUUUAAACCACCUUUUAAAUCCCUUCGGCUCCUGCCACAUCUUGAGUUCUGCCACUCCUGCUUGUGCUUCUUGAUGAUUCUCAACUGGAUCCCCGAGCGCCAUAUCCCAUUCUCGAAUUGUCUUGUUUUCUGAAAUAUGAAAUCUGUGUGUUCUCGUGCACCAAUACCCCAAGUCCACAUUGUUGCCAAAUUUCCUCUGCUCUUUCUUUGAACGAUACUGCACUACUUCGAUCAGAGCUAAGCUUC
This is a messenger RNA of Aspergillus nidulans FGSC A4, 2110 nucleotides long. RefSeq names its product nuclear and cytoplasmic polyadenylated RNA-binding protein pub1. NCBI's taxonomy places the organism in Eukaryota, Fungi, Ascomycota, Eurotiomycetes, Eurotiales, Aspergillaceae. The record is from RefSeq and is a predicted model, not a curated record. Bases 336 to 1769 code for a protein of 477 amino acids. Gene Ontology annotation, molecular function: nucleic acid binding; RNA binding. The transcript has 5 exons.